This is a messenger RNA of Olea europaea var. sylvestris, 712 nucleotides long. RefSeq names its product non-specific lipid-transfer protein-like protein At2g13820. Gene Ontology annotation, molecular function: lipid binding. The transcript has 3 exons. The record is from RefSeq and is a predicted model, not a curated record. The coding region runs from base 63 to 560 and encodes 165 amino acids. Gene Ontology annotation, biological process: lipid transport. NCBI's taxonomy places the organism in Eukaryota, Viridiplantae, Streptophyta, Magnoliopsida, Lamiales, Oleaceae.
CAACUUUUCUCCAUCCACAGACAUUUUUCCUACAACAAUUCAUUUCAUACUUACUGUAUCCAAUGGCAGCGCAAAAAGUUGCAAUGGGCAUAAGCUUGAUUCUUGUAGCCGCCAAGUUUUUGGGUGGCAUCGAUGGCCAGUCAAGCGAUUGCACGAAUUCGAUUGUUAGUAUGUCGCCAUGCCUAAAUUACAUCACAGGGAACUCAUCGAGUCCGUCCCCAGGAUGCUGCACACAGCUCGGGACCAUAGUCCGAUCACAGCCCGAAUGUUUGUGUCAAGUACUUAAUGGUGGUGGCUCCUCACUUGGCCUUGACAUAAACCAGACACAGGCUAUAGCACUGCCUAAAGCCUGUAAUGUCCAAACUCCACCUGUCAGCAAAUGCAAUGGAUCUCCCAGUACACCAAAUUCUCCAAACGCUAAUCCUUCUGAUGGCGGAUCAGAAAAUGUGCCAUCAACCGGAAAUAAUUCUUCAGAUGCAACUUCCUCCAUAUUGGCUGCUCCACCGCUGUUUUUUCUUCUGUUUGUUGCAUCCUGUAUUUCAACCUUAUCCUUGCCCUAAUUUCCUCCAAAAGUCAGCCAGUUUUUCAGUAUUUCUUAAUACAUACAAAUAUUAUGUAGAAUUUUCCAUUCUUAUAUAUUGAGGGAAUAUUGGGCUGGUGGAUUUGUUGGAAUGCGGAACAAGAAUUACUCGGAAAAUUGAAAUUUUCUUUA